CGUCUCCAGUUGCUGCGCUGGCAUCUGGCGCGCGAUGCAUCCAACAAGCUCGGAGCUGUCACGUGAUCAACGAAAGAGCUGAUCUUUGAAAAAGUGAUUUUAGAAAAGUCCUGCGCUUAUGACUGCUCUACCUUCCUCCAAACAUGGCUGAUAUGAAGAAAGUUUAUGUAUUUAGUAACGUAGCGCCUUUCAGCGAGCUGGAAAAGCUUUUCUGAAACAUGCACACGCAACAGUGGAUUGCAGCAGCUUUAAUAGUGGAAGCAGAUGUUUGGAUCUAGUUGCAUUCCUGUCUUGUCAUUGCUCUGCUGGUACACCUUCUUCUGGGUAAGUCUUGUAAAUUAAAGUUUGAGACACUAUAAGACAGUUCUAACAAGACUGAACGUGAACAUGUAAUGCAAAAUGAAUGCACUUGGAAAAAGAAAAGCAUUCGCAAUUUUAUAGCUGUUUGCCUUAAGGGGUUAAUCAUAAGUUUGCAUAUUCAGCUCUAUGAGGUAGCCUAUACGAUUUUAUCCAAAAGUGUAAUUAUAUGUUUAAAGUUCAUUUUACAUGUUUGAAUUACACAAGAGUGCCUAAAAAUAUGUUAAAGUGGAGCCUCGCUUGUUUUUGAAUAAAUCUUUUAAGCGAACCAUGCACAGAUUCAUUCAGUCGCUGUUUUGAGUUUCGAGGCUCAGAGGUCGAAAUGAUGAGCAGUGUCGUUCGAAACUGAACCAGAUUUUAUUCAUUCAAAGCUUGAUGAAAGUCUGUUACAGAGCAAUACAGUAAACGUGUUUCUAUGUUGUAAUUUAUGUGGAAAUAAUGCUUUUUUUCGGGGGUGUUUUAGUACAUUUAUAGACAGGCAAUUCUACUAUGGUCUUUUCUGGAGAAUCGAAUGACUGAAUGAUUCAAUGACUCGACACAAAAAAGAAACUCACCGCCUACUUGCGUAACGAUGUUAAUUUAAUUCGAGUGGAACGAAUCACAUUUUCCAAGAGCAGGCGUUAUCAUCAGACUGCUGGUCAAAUGUCUGACAAACUUAAGGGGAUAUAUUUCAGAAUAGCCUCUCACAAUGCUCGGAAUCCCUCUCAAUCAUUUAGGAGAGGAUUUGAGGAACAAAGCAUUAUUUAAAUCUGUAAAAAUAAAGAGGUAUUUUGUGAGUGAACUUUGCUGUGAUAGGCUUCUUUUUAAAAACUGACUGAGAACUUGAAAAGCAACUCCAACUUUUCUGUGGAUAUCGCACAUGAAAGAGACACCAGUUUAAGCUUUUUCAACAGUAUCAACAUUUAUUUUACUUUGAAGUGCCAGAUAAGAAUUUUAAGUUUGCAAGCUUGUCACAGAUGUCAGAUGUGGAUCCUGUUAUAAAUUGUUUGCGUAUCCUGUUUCAUAGAAGUAUGCGGUCCUGGCUGUUUAUGGAGCAUAACUUUGGUCAAGUAAUAUCCUGUGUCUCCUGUUGUUUCGUGACAUCCAGGAUGACUGUGAAUUUACUAUGACUGUGAGAAAAUCCAAAUACUUUAGGAGGAAUAUGAGACUUCAACAGAAUUUCUUAGGAGGAAUAACACUGAAACCUGUCACACCAUGAGAAGGGUCUAUAUAAAGGGAGAUGUGCUUUGCUCCCUGAUUCUGCUGGUGCUUCUCUUUCUGCUGUUAUAUGCACAUCAAAGAAUAACCCCCGUAUGGGGGACUUUGCACAUUGAACAGGGGUCCACCAGGUCGAGACCCCUUCUCAGUGGAGCAUCAAUGGGACAGCAAAUAAAGCCGGUCCCUUCAAAAUAUCCUGACAUACCUCCUUGCAAACCUGAGGUUCAGAUCAAGCCUAAAGCACAAGGAUCAUCAAAGGUCAAGUCUCAGAAAGCACGUAGCAAAGCAAAGUCUAAAUCUCACCAGCCCUCAACGACAGCAAGUCUGCAACCAACACAUGCUUCCUUUGACUUUGACGAUUACCUUCGAAAGAAAGAUCAACGGGACUUCAAGCUGUUAAUUGAUCAACCAACAAAGUGUUCUGGACCAGAAGGAGACCCUUACAUGCUGAUCGCCAUAAAAUCAGUAGCAACGGACUUUGACAAACGUCAGGUCGUUCGCCGCACAUGGGGACGAGAAAUUGUGUCCCAGAAAAACAUGAACGUCAAGAGAGUUUUUCUUCUUGGUGUGCCCCAAAAGCUAUGGGACAAACUGUUGGGAUAUGAGAGUCACGCUUUUAGUGACAUACUCCUGUGGGACUUUGAAGACACCUUCUUCAACUUGACACUAAAAGAAAUCCACUUCCUGCAAUGGAUCAAUGUGAGCUGUCCCAAAGUGAAGUUUAUUUUUAAGGGUGAUGCAGACGUUUAUGUGAACAUUGACAAUAUCCUGGAGAUGCUUGAGGGUCAAGAGAGCAGUAAGGAUCUUUUUGUUGGCGACAUCAUCGUCAAUGCGAAACCAAUUCGCAGACGCAACAGUAAGUACUUUGUCCCAGAAUUUGUUUACGGCCAGGGGAUCUACCCGUCUUAUGCGGGUGGAGGCGGCUUUGUCAUGUCAGGACAUACGGCACUGAAGCUCCACCUCGCCUGCCAAGAGGUGGAACUCUUCCCCAUUGAUGAUGUCUUCCUAGGCAUGUGUCUACUGAGGAUCGGCCUUCAGCCGACUCGUCACGAAGGCUUCCGCACCUUUGGAAUCAUAAGACCGUCUGCUGCACCCCACCUCCAGGUCUUCGACCCCUGCUUCUACAGAGAGCUGAUGGUGGUGCACAGCUUGACGGUCCCACAGAUCUGGCUCAUGUGGAACCUUCUUCAUGACCCUUACCUUCAGUGUCAUCGCAGUCAGGACCCCACGGUUUUUCCCUUUCAGUGGAGCGACAAGAUUGGGAAGACAGCUAAGAAUAACGCAAAGGAGAAGCUUAGGAAUAACGACUAUGGGAUGAAAGUGUUUGUGGAACAUUAACUCCAAGAUAAUGAAUGUACUUUGAAAAUAAAACAUCAAACCACAGCAAUGAGAAAAUUCCUUCCCUGAAAUGUAUAUGAACAUUUCAGGUUUGGAACAACAUGAAGAUGAGUAAAUGAUUCUUUUAGGGUGAACUAUCCAUCUAAAAGACUGUUUAAAAAAAUGCAAAAUGAAAGAAAAAAAAACCUUGCAAAAGUUCUGUAGAUGGUUCUUUUAAAAUGUACUUCGUAAACAAAUAGUUUCACAGCUGUAUCAUUCACUCAAACUAUUCCUCCAUUACUGUAGACUUCAGCAAAAUGAUAAAAAUGUUGUUGUAUAUGAAUCCCAAGGGGUACACAUUUUGUAUGCACAAAAUGGACACUAAUGUUAUGUUGAUACUGAUAUUCUCAUGCAAAAAAGUACCGGGUUAUGUGUCAUAGAACAGACUAUUACUGUACAGGUGCAUCUCAAUAAAUUAGAAUGUCAUGGAAAAGUUCAUUUAUUUCAGUAAUUCAACUCAAGUUGUGAAACUUGUGUAUUAAAUU
This is a messenger RNA of Cyprinus carpio (common carp), 3416 nucleotides long. RefSeq names its product UDP-GlcNAc:betaGal beta-1,3-N-acetylglucosaminyltransferase 9 (gene b3gnt9). Lineage: Eukaryota; Metazoa; Chordata; Actinopteri; Cypriniformes; Cyprinidae. The record is from RefSeq and is a predicted model, not a curated record. Gene Ontology annotation, cellular component: membrane. Gene Ontology annotation, molecular function: hexosyltransferase activity.